Molecule: messenger RNA, 3919 nt
Organism: Chelmon rostratus (copperband butterflyfish)
Lineage: Eukaryota; Metazoa; Chordata; Actinopteri; Chaetodontiformes; Chaetodontidae
Product: TRPM8 channel-associated factor homolog
Exons: 12
Coding region: 73-2808 (911 amino acids)
Source: RefSeq, a predicted model, not a curated record
AUUACGUGACCAGAAGACCAAGUUAACUUUCAGCCUCUUCACCCAACCUUGAGAGCAUCAAUCCUUCUCACCAUGUCCACACAGUCCUACCAUGAAGGGGCCUACAUGGCUCUGAUGAGAGGCUUGAGAGAGCUGGACUUCAAGGUCCCCUAUGAUCCCAGUGACCUGGUUCUGACUGGAGAUCAUGCCUUUCCUUUAGCAAUGAACAGUCAAGGCCAGGUCCUGAUGGCUGCCUCUCUGUAUGGCCGUGGAAGGAUUGUGGUCCUGGGUCAUGAGGGCUAUCUGACUGCCUUCCCUGCUCUGGUAGAGAACGCUCUGACCUGGCUGAGAGGAGAUGGAUCUGCCAACUUGUCUGUGGGGGUCCACAACAGUGUCAAGGCAGUCGCUGAUAACCUCAGCAAAUCCAGCCUCCAAGCUAAAGUUGUGGGGGCCUUUAGUAACAAUCUGGGGGUCGGUGUGUAUGUGACUGAUGCUUACAGCGUGGGUGCAGAUGCGAAGGACCUGGUGGCGUUUCUGAAAGCUGGAGGGGGAGUGCUGAUAGGGGGGCAGGCGUGGCACUGGGCUGGAAAUCACCCUCAAGAGAACAGGCUGCUUCAGUUUCCUGGGAAUAAAGUGUCUGGGGUUGCAGGGAUCUACUUUUCUGAGCAUUAUGUGAAGGUAGAAAUCCUGCCUGUCCCCCCUCAGAUCCCAUCUUCAUGGAUGACUUUAAAUGUUGGUAAGGAUUUUAAGGAUGACCUGGAGUUCUUACUCCAGAAGGUUUCAAAGUUUGACCUCCAGGGUGGAGAUCCUUCUGAGGUUCUUGUCCACGGCCCAUUAGCCUUCCCCAUUGGUACCACUGAGGAUGGACAGACAUUCCUGGCAGGAGCCUACCAUGGGCUGGGACGGGUCAUUGUGGUGGCACAUGAAGCAUUUCUGGGAGAAAAGACACUGGCUUCGUUUUGGAACAAUGCCAUUGACUGGUUGGACCAAAGCCGGAAGGGGGUCGUUGGUGUGGCACCGAAGCUUCACCUUACGAGCAGCUCAGGGUUAAAGUGUGAGAAGACGCAGUUCAGAAAAGACCUAAGUGUAUUUGUGUGUAAAGGGUACAGUGAUGACCAUAUGGAGGAAAUCCAAGACUUCGUUUCAGAGGGAGGAGGCCUGCUGAUUGGUGGACAGGCCUGGUACUGGACAUAUAAUCACCGUGGGCAAAACCCACUGAUAGGUUUCCCAGGAAACAGGAUCCUGAACAAAAUGGGCUUGAGCCUGCUGGACACGACAAUUGAAAAAGGUUCCUACAAGGCCAAUGUUCCGGACAAGACAAAGAAAGACACCUUACACUUCCGCCAUUUUCUGCGCCAGUUUGCUGGUCAUGUAACCCAGGGCGACAGACUGACCAAGCGUGAGGAGGAACACCUUGAAAAACUGGGCGCAGAGUGUGCCAGCUUCUUGAGCAUGAAGGCUUAUGACAGCUACUACUACACACAGGUUCUUUCCAUCCUCACUGACAUGUUCAAGAAGUUCAUGCCGCAGGUGAGUGAGGAGAAGCCUGUGAAGAGUCCCAAAGAGCACCUACUCCUCAGUUUGGGGCGACAGUUAUACAAUUUUACCCCAGCUCCUGAUGCCCUCCUGCCUUACCUCAUCAAGGACAAUCCCACGAUGCCUCCUGUCUACAAUGAAAGGAUCAAGAUUGAUGUUAACACAGCAGGAGAGGAGGAGUGGAUCAGCACAGGUCUCUACCUCUCCCCAGGUAUGAAGACCGACAUGAUCAUACCAGCAGAGAUUGUCAACAAGGAAUGCAAGAUUCAGAUAGGAUGUCAAACCGACACCCUGGAGCAUAAAGAACUGAAGAGAGCUGCAAUUGUUUGUGAGCAAUUUCCUAUUACCGCAGAGAAGAUGGAGGUGUGGAACCUUUGGGGGGGACUCAUCUACCUGGUGGCCCCACCCAACACAAAGGUGGAAGGGGCAGAGAUCAUAGUGCAGAAAGCUAUACGUGCUCCUUAUUAUAAGUCUGGUGAGACAAGAGACGCUGAUUGGAUGUUGCUGCGCAAAGCUCCCUCACCCUGGGCAGAGUUGGAGUUUGACAACAUCAUCCUCUCUUUACCAUCACAUGCUGUCCGAGACCUGGAGCGCCCUCGUGAGGUGGCAGCGCUUUGGAAUGACAUCAUGAAGAGUGUUGCAGAGCUGGGCGCCUUGCCACACAAAUUUGCCCGUAAAGAACGCAUUGUAGUGGAUGUGCAGAUUUCCUUUGGCUAUAUGCAUUCAGGCUAUCCUAUCAUGAUGGACUCAUCUGUAGCAGCUGACUUGAUCAAUCCAGAUGAUGCCAGGACUAAAGGCCUGUGGGGACAGAUUCAUGAACUGGGACACAACCAACAGAGGACCCACUGGGACUUCGAACCUCACACUGCAGAGGCCACAUGCAACCUGUGGUCGGUGUAUGUGCAUGAAGAGGUGCUGGGCAUCAACAGAGCACAGGCUCAUUCAUCCAUGACCUCAGCACAACAGAGGAGUCGUGCAGAGGAGUAUGUCAAGGGGGGAAAGAAACUGAGCGACUGGACAGAGUGGGUGGCCCUGGACACAUACAUGCAGCUUCAAGAAAAGUUUGGCUGGGAUGCCUUCAAGAAGGUGUUUGCUGCCUACCACAGGAUGUCAGACUUUCCUGACGACAACAAAGGAAAGAUGAACCUGUAUGCUGAGACUUUCUCCCACGCUGUAGGGAUGAACCUGGCUGCAUUCUUUAAGGCCUGGGGCUGGCCCAUAGGAAGGGAUACUGAGGAGAAACUCUUCAGCCUGCCUCCCUGGACUGACCACCCCAUGGUCCGGUAUGACUGAACUUCAGACUGCUGCUGUUUAAAAGUUUAGAGAUAGGUGUUAGUCUAUAAUAAGUAAUGAAUUAGUACAACGGGGGUGAUUGUUAUUACUGUUGUAGUGAUUUCAAAUAAUAAUGAAAGAAAUUCAUAAUCUGAAUACUAAUCAAGGUCGUGCUUUUAUUUGAUGGAGAGCUAACGUUACAUGUUGAGAAAUAAGAUGAGACUAAAUGAAAAAGAAAAUUUCUGCACUCAUAGAAGGGGAAGUGGAGGAAGAGCUAAAUAUAAGUAUCAAAAAACCUAAGGCGAUACAAAUGUCCCAAUAAAACAGAAAGCAAUUUGUUAAGAUAAAUAUAUAUAUAUAUAUUAAGCAUAUGAGCAAGUUGGCUGAAAAUGAAAAAGUCUGGAAAUAUCAAAUAAUUCAGUUCACAACCUGGAGAGUGUGAAGAAAUUAUAUAAAUAAUAUUGAUCAUUAUCAACUGCUCACAUAUAUGUUCUACUGGUGAGUCUGAAAUAAUUGAUCUGAGGAUGCUGACAUUGUAAGCUGGAUGAUACUGCAUCGCUCAAGCAAGAAUUUUCUAAAAUUUCCUCCAUACUUACAAUGGAAAAAAGUACACAGAAUAGAAUUUUCCUCUGUAAAGAAAAGGGACGAAAAAACAAAGACUGCAAGGAUAUGUGGUGGAGAAAGCGAGUGAAGGACUGUAACCCUUUACUCUCUCUGACUUAUCAUUUAUCAUCACUGCUAUACACAUUAGGAGGGGUUUUUUUUUUAUUCCACUGCACUAGUGUUCAAGGCAUUCAUGUAUGAAAAGCCUAUUCUAAUUGAAAAGUAAGUCUUCUUUCAGGGUCAUUUUAACUCUAAUGUUCUUACAGAUAUUUAGAUCUUCGUUCUGUGGAUCAGUAAGCUGUGUCUUUCACUGACAGAUCAUUUGCUUCUAUAAGCUCCAUGUUAAAGGUCACUGAUAGUUAUACAUAAAUUCUUUUAAUUGCUGCUUGGAUGGUGUUUUACAUUAUGAUCCUGGGGCGGUUCAUCUUUUUCAAGACACAAGGAAAUUAUUCACGUGUUCAUUCAUGCUCUAUAUUACAAUAAAUGACAUUGAGUCAAACUGUGUGUUUUUUCAAUGUUUUUUGAAUGU